Molecule: messenger RNA, 984 nt
Organism: Bipolaris maydis ATCC 48331
Lineage: Eukaryota; Fungi; Ascomycota; Dothideomycetes; Pleosporales; Pleosporaceae
Molecular function (GO): protein binding
Source: RefSeq, a predicted model, not a curated record
AUGGCCUACGAUCUAUUGCGAAAUGCAUCAAUCCCUGACGUAUCACAUUCCACCACCCGUGAGUUAAUCCUAUCGUGGCGCGUGCCACUUGAUCAUGGAAAACACGACUGCACACAUUCGCCCAAGGCAACCCUGGGCACCUUACACGCCUUCCCCGCCGAGCUACAGCAACGCACUGUAUCUUACCUCGAUAUCAAGUCAUUUCUUGAAUUCCGGCGCGUCAGCAAGUUAGCCAUGCACCUCGUCAACUCUCUGCUGGAAUACCAGAAAAUCAUGACCCAUGCGCCCACAGCUUUGCGCAUGGCUAUCGCUAUCAAAACACACCACAGAUACACCAUUUCCGAUCUCUUCGCUGCAUUAUGCCAACGCCACUGUGAGGACUGCGGGACACUGGCUCAUUAUGUCUGUCUCUUUACCUGCCGCCGUAUCUGUCUGAGCCAGGAGAAAUACUGUGAGGGUAGCUUGGCACCAUGUUUGGUUAGAUCUGAUCCAACCGGGGUCUACGGCAUCACCCGCGGCGUGCUUGGACACGUCAUCAUGGUCACUGAUAUUCCCGAUAAUGUUCCGCGGUUUUGGCCUGUUCCUGGCUUCUAUAUGCAUACCCGAAUUGCCGGCGAAGGCGGCAAAUCUAAGUAUCAUCUCAUCCGCAAUGGUGAUUCAUACGUUGACAUGAAUUACAUUCUUCCUGGCUGGAAACUGGAUAUCGACCCAUUUUUAGGAGAAAAAAUCGAGACAGAGAUGGUGCUGAAGAAGAGCAUCUCGGCUGUUGUUGCACCUAGGCUGAGCAAGAUGAGCUGGGGUGCGGAAUAUGGUAUGCAUUGCCCAAUCUGCAACGCUAAAACGGAGAGACGUAUCGAUUGGCUUGAACCAUGCUGGGAUGCUAGCAUCGAUAUUCGGCAGUAUGAUGUUUGGACUAAAGAAGAGCUAGGGAAGCAUAUGCGUGAGGAGCAUGGUGUAGUAGAGAAAUUAGUUCAGGUAGAUUGA